UGGGACCUGGGCAAGGAGGCGCUGUGCGCUGGUCCUUUUCCGUCACCUUCUGCCGGUGCGGAGUGACCGAGUGAGCUGCUGCGGGGUAUGCAAAGAGAGGCAGUUCAGUUCAGCCUGAAAGGGCGUCGAUCCUGCAGCGUGCGCCAAGGGACUCCGCUCUGGUGGGGAACCUUUGUCUGAGCCGGCGGGGUUGAUUCCUGCCCUCUUUCAGACUUCGGUAGCCCUCGUGGUACAACUACUGUCCAUUUGGGCAUCCGUGGGCGAUUGUUUUUCCAACUCGGUCUCCCCCCAGCCCACCUUUGGGAAGGAGAGGUGGAAUUCAGCGAUCAGAUCUUGCAAAAAGAUAGCCGGCUAAUUUCCAAGUGCUGGGACCCUGGUGCUGCAGGGGAGAUUCAGAGAGAAUAAACUCCCCUGUCUGCCUUUCAGAGGAGAGAGCCAGGAAAGACAUAUUACUCCAGAAAAGACCUGCAAUGGAUAAAAAAAGCAAUGGUUAUCUCUUAUUGAUCAUUCUACUAAUUAGAAUGGCUCCAAGUUUCCCCACUACUGUAAAUUAUGUCAAUCCUACUUUAGAGUCUAUGGAAUAUUCAGUGAUACGCCAGAAAAUAGUAGAUUCACAGUUCAAGUGCUAUGAAAGGAUGAACAGAGCACCUCCUUACAAGAAAAAAGGAUUGUACUGUAACCGGACCUGGGAUGGAUGGCUGUGUUGGGAUGAUACACCAGCUGGAGAAUAUGCUGACCAGAAUUGUCCCGAUUAUUUUCAAGACUUUGAUCCAACUGAAAUAGCAACAAAACAUUGUGAUAAGACAGGAACAUGGUUUCGGCAUCCAGAAACCAAUCGAACCUGGUCCAAUUACACACGCUGCAAUUCUUUUACCAAUGAGAAGCGUAAGAUGGUUUUCAUAGUUUAUUACAUGACUAUAGUAGGACAUGUAUUGUCUAUGAUUUCCCUGUUGAUUUCCUUGGGAAUUUUCUUCCAUUUCAAGAGCCUCAGCUGUCAAAGGAUAACACUGCAUAAGAAUCUAUUUUGCUCAUAUGUUCUUAACUCUGUGUUUACACUUGCCCACCUCAUUGCAGUAGUGCCUGACCGAGAGCUGGUCCAAAAAGAUCCAAUAAGCUGCAAAGUGCUUCAGUUUUUUCACCAAUAUACAAUGGGCUGUAACUACUUCUGGAUGCUUUGUGAAGGAAUAUAUCUUCAUACACUGAUUGUGGUGGCAGUAUUUGCUGAAGAACAGCGCUUGCAUUGGUAUUAUCUCCUGGGCUGGGGUUUUCCUUUAGUGCCAGCAUCAAUUCACGCUGUGGCCAGAGCCAGAUAUUUCAAUGAUAAAUGUUGGAUUAGUGUCGACACAUAUUUGCUGUACAUUGUUCAUGGGCCUGUUAUGGCAGCUUUAUUGGUCAAUUUUUUCUUUUUGCUCAACAUUGUACGAGUUCUCAUUACAAAACUGAGAGAUACACAUCGGGCUGAAUCCAAUAUGUACAUGAAAGCUGUCAGAGCCACUUUAAUUCUUGUGCCCUUAUUAGGUAUUCAGUUUGUCAUUUUUCCCUGGAGACCAGAAAAUAAACUUGCUGGAGAAAUAUAUGAUUACAUCAUGCAUAUUUUAAUGCACUAUCAGGGCUUACUUGUGGCAACUAUUUUCUGUUUCUUCAAUGGAGAGGUCCAAGGAACUCUGAAACGGCAAUGGAUGCAGUAUAAAACUCAGUGGGGUCAAAGGCGACGUGAUCAUUGCUCUACACGAUCUACGUCCUACACAGCAACAUCUAUCACGGAGGUUCCUGUUUAUCUAUAUCAUCGUGAUUCCAACAGUGAGCAUCUGAAUGGAAAGUACAUACAUGACUCUGAACUUGUUGCAUUAAAAUCUGGAGAGACAUCUGCUUAAUUUAUAAUUAAAGGGUUCCAUAUUUUAUUUCUGCACAAAGGAGCAGACUGUAAAGCCCCGGCAAUGUGCAUACUUGUUCAGCAAGCUGGAACCAUCAUAUGCAAAGUGCAGAAAUUCAGCUCUCUUGUGGCACCAGUUCAUGAACGUCUGAUAGAGAUUCAGACAUGGGGACUGAUCCCAGUUUCCAAUGACACUUUCAAAAGAAAAGGAGAUAAAAGCUAGUCCCAGAACUUGGCCAUAUAAAAUGAGGAUGCAAUAGUUAUAAAACUUUGCAUCAGAAAUCCCACUAGAUAUUGCAUUAUUUCUACAAAAGGUCUUGUUAUCCAAAUCGAAUUAAGUACAAAUUGGAGAUGGUAAAGAGCUAGUGCUAUUUUGAAUCAUAAACAUGUUAUUAUAUUGGAGCAUUUUUAUUAUUUUAUUUUCAGUAAGUCCAAAUGCUGUGUCAUAGUGAUUUUCCCCACCCCCACAACUUGGAGCCAACUUGUAUGUCCUACAUGUAAAUUUUUAUUACUACAACAGGAUACUAGCUAUUCAGUAUUAUUCUGACAUCAAGCAGGAGAUAGAAAUGAAGGUAAAUUAUUUAUUGUAUCAUAAAGAUUAGAAAAAAGAAAUUAAAUAUUAUCAUAGGAAUAUAAUAUUGUGUCAGGAAGUCCAGUGAGAGGAUUCAAGAGUCUUGUUCACUACAUCAGCUAUAUAUAAAUUGUUUCAAGAAAAAUUUGUCAGCCAUAUUUUUCAGUCCAAAAAAUUAGAGAUAGGGAACCAUUUUUUUUUUCUAGAA
Molecule: messenger RNA, 2652 nt
Organism: Pantherophis guttatus
Lineage: Eukaryota; Metazoa; Chordata; Lepidosauria; Squamata; Colubridae
Gene: CALCR
Product: calcitonin receptor
Biological process (GO): adenylate cyclase-activating G protein-coupled receptor signaling pathway; positive regulation of cytosolic calcium ion concentration; cell surface receptor signaling pathway
Cellular component (GO): axon; plasma membrane
Molecular function (GO): calcitonin receptor activity
Source: RefSeq, a predicted model, not a curated record